GAGGGAGAACAUGAACAGAGCAAGCGAUCGCGAGUGGACCCUGGUACAGUGAUAGCAGCAACCCAGCUGACCUUGGGCACUCUUACAAAACUGCUUGACACGAUAGCGUCGGUCGGCCGCAAGAUUGCCAUCGGUUUUGAUAAUGAAACACCUUACAAAUGGCAGGCUCUGAAUACAUACUUUUACUCUGGUACAUCUGAUACAGUUUUACCCAAGUUCGUGUAGAGAUAAGAGGCGGGUCUUUAUACUGCAAGGAAGACGAAAGGCCCUGUAGCUAGAGGAAGCGUAGGUGUGUUUACCUACUACGUGCCAAGUGUCGGCAAGACCAUUGCAGUCAUGUUCAGCGUACCAUUCGACUAUCAUUGGUAUAGCAACUGGUGGGAUGUCAAGGUCUACCCUGGUAAGAAGAGAGCUGAUUAUAAUAUGUGGUAUGACAUGUACUACGGAAAUCCCUUUAAAGGAGAUGAUGGAUGGCAUGACAAAGCGUUAGGUGGAGGAUUCCGCGUAGAAGGAAUAAUGACAAGCGCAGGAGAGAGUAAAAUGAAACUAGAUAUCUAUAAGUGA
Molecule: messenger RNA, 564 nt
Organism: Pocillopora meandrina
Lineage: Eukaryota; Metazoa; Cnidaria; Anthozoa; Scleractinia; Pocilloporidae
Source: the annotation of a GenBank genome assembly